UGUCAGCUUGAAAACAGCAAUAUCGUGAAUCGUGAAUCAGUGUAAUACAGAUACAAGGUGGGAGUAAUAUAUGCGUCAGCAACAGGUUGUGUGGAGUUGCGAGAACACGUUCUCGCCUUCUUUUUUUUAUUUUCCAAAUGUGAGUUAAACUUGUGGAAGCGCGGAGUUAUGCACAAACACGCAAAUUUGUCUGUCGUGAUUUCGAGAUAGACUCGUUAUGUCGUAUUUAGGUCGAGGAAUCGACGGUCUCGCUAACGAUGGGACGCACGGAAUACAUUAAUUAUUGGAAUUAGUAAAUAGUCUCUAUCAUUUACGCGUAAAUCUACCUACCUCGAGGGAAAAAAAGAACGCAUCGUCAAUUGUGACAUCGAGAAGUUGCCUCUUUGUGCGUGUUAUUCAAGCAUUUUGGCUACGUCGAACGUCGCCAAUAUAUCAUUUAUUUUGGGAAUACCAUGAACGUGCAGACGUUGGUACGCCGCUCAUGGAAUGAGCUUAAUUCAGAAACACAUAAAUGAGAACUAUUUCUAAGGUACAAGUCAAAGUUGUCCAGGCUCGAGAGACAAAGUUUUGAAACUAUGGAAAGGCCACAGGGAGCUGGGUAUGUGGGUGGUGAUAAUCACUUAUCGGAUUAUUGGGAGGAGUAUCAAAAAAUGAUAGAAGAAACUAAGUUGUUGGAUGAUUAUCUUGAGGAAGAAUGUCCACGCAAUUAUGAUGAUGGAGAAGAAGAGGCUGAAUGGUUGCGUACAGCUGGACUAGGACAGCUGACGGAAGCAUGGAAAGCUGGACAGGAAGUGCAACCGGAAGAACUAGGCGCAGCGUUACGUCCCUUAUCGCGAGCACAAGCGGAGGCAGUGAAACGUCGAGUCAGAUCGCUCAAUCACACAGUGAAGCAACGUUUUAAUCAGCGACAGCGAGUUCGCAAGCCAGACAUCCGAGACGUCUUCAAAGACGUGGAGGUGUCCAGUACGGGGACAAGGUCGCGUAGCGCUACGCCCGAUUCCUUAGAUUCCGUUCCUGGUGCGACGCCGGAGAAUGCAUCGCCGCCGUCUCCGUCGACGGUUACCGUUAUCGACGCGAAUCAUGCAAACAUCACCGUACCGAACUUCGUGUCGGUAUUCCAACGCGCACCGAACGAGGGUAAAGAAACGGUACGCAGAACUCCAAGUGCACCGUCGACGACGGUGCAUACGGUGCCAGGUCCACCGCCGACUCCACUGCCUGUUCAGGAAAUCUUCAGACGCGCUGGAAACUGGUUGCGAGGAGAUGUUGCGAGCGAUUCAGAAGGUAUACAGCUAACAGGAUAUCACAGGUUGGGAACUAUACACGUUUCGAGGCCGACUAUACAAAGGCGCAGCGGUAGCGAUCCCAGCGAGGUCGCGAACACGAGCUUGGGCAACGAAUCCAUCGAGAAGUUGAACACAUCCAAGGAUUCGACGUUGAGGAGAAACUCUGGCAGUCACGCAACGGUGACUCGAAGCCACAGCAGCCUAUACGGGUUAACGAGACCAGCGGAUGAGAGUCUGAUAACGCAUCCUCUGAAUCGCACGUCGUCUCACGGUCACCUGAGCUUCGAGGAAAUGUGUAGAACGAACGAAGAAAAGUCCCAAGCAUGGGCGGCGGAAACUCUUGCGUCCGACGAGGUUCAGAGGCGACUGGGAGUUGAAACGUUAUCGCAGAGAGAUCUCACAAGGUUGCAGUCGCUGUUGUGGCUCGAACUGACGGCAGUCUUCGACAAGUACAACGUACCGUUGAAGAAACGUAAACCAAACAAGCGUCGGACGAAAGCUGGGAACUUAUUCGGCGCAUCGUUGUCGACUCUGCUGCUUCGAGAUAGCCAGCUGACAUCCGAGGAAAGCAAUGUACCGUUAGUGUUCCAGAAAGUUCUUAACGAAUUGACGAAACGCGGCGUAAAGGAGGAAGGAAUUCUCCGCGUCGGGGGACACAAGCAAAAAGUGGAGGCGAUAUGCUCACAGUUGGAAACGGAUUUCUACUCCAAACCCAAAGAGAUAGACAGGUUGCUCAAGCGUAUGUCGUCUCACGACUUGUCCGCGGUUCUGAAAAAGUUGGUACGCGAUCUGCCUCAACCGUUGCUCACCAUCGAGCUUAUCGACGCUUUCUACCAAAGUCAUAGAGUAAAGGAUCGUCAAGAGUUGUCGUACGCUUUGAAUUUGCUGGUGCUACUGUUACCUAUAGAGCAUCGUUGUACCUUGAAGGCGUUGAUGACGUUCUUGAACGUGGUCGUCGAGAACCAGGCGUACAAUAAAAUGUCGAUCCACAACGUAGCGAUGAUAGUGGCGCCUUCGCUGUUUCCACCGCGUUACGUUCACCCUCAUGAUCGUACCGACCUUACCGCUCAGGUUAACAUGGCUGCAGUAUGCUGCCAGGUAACGGAAGCUCUCCUCAGUAACACGGAGAAGCUGUGGUACGUACCGAACGAUCUUAUAAAUCAGCUGCACAGACACUCCGUGGAAGAGAGGUAUCGGAAAUACAAGAAGAAGUAUUGACAUAGGAUUUUCCGAUGGUGGUGCAGAAUUUUUCGAUUCGCGACUUUUCGAAUCGAGUCGAUCGACGAUAGCUCGCGUACAUAGAGUUUAGAUUUUCUGGUGCCUUACGUAAGGCUAGGGAUGGGCACGUACGAAUGAUACUUCUAAUUGAAAUACUAUACCUCUAUAAUACAUCAUCGCUUUAGGUCGCGUGUACGCGAUAUUAAUAUCGUGUUUGCUCUUUGAAUUAAAGAAGAUAUUAAAUUUCGUAGAAGACAAAAUUGUAAACUUAAAAAAAAAUUUUGUACAGUUUAUAUAUGAACUUUAGAUUUUUAUAGUUAUUUAUUCAUGCAAAAUACGAAGAGUAAACACGAGUACAACUUGCGAAUAGUUUUAAGUGUUAGGCUACAAAUGGAAUACAAAUUAGCGAGGUGUUUGUGGCUCGAAAACUUCUUAAGUAAACUUUGCCCAUCCCUGGAUAUAGGAUCGCAAGAGAUUAAUCUAAUAAAUAUCGACGCACGAUUUUCCGUGUGCCGACUGCGAUUAGUUUUAUCGAUUUCACGUGUCUUGAGGUGAAACAUGGGCAUCCGUAACAGCGAAAUAAUCUCAAAGUGGCAUUUCAUACGUUACAUAUCUAUCGUAUAAGUAUUUUAAUUUAUUAUUAAUACUCACAGUCUCGUAAACAGGGCUGCACACUGGAAGAAUGUCGCCCAAUCGAAGCAUGAGCGAUACUGUGCAUUUUGUGUGUCCUAGAGCCCAUUUAUAAGAAUCGUGCUAAUACCCCUGCGUGGAGCCUUAGCGAGUGUCGCGUACAGGUGCAUAUUCUUUGUUUAUUUUCAGGUUUCUUUUUUGUUUGUUUUGUUUUUAUAACAUUUUUUACCAGCCAGUGUGUAUCGGUGAUAUACCGAUACGCGUGCAACCAUUCUCAUAGUCAACGAAUGUGAAGCGAGCGAUUCGCGAGCAAUAAAACGAAGGGUGUCAACUUGUCGCUCAAAUAUCGGUGCGUACUCGCGAUGUCUCGUUUCCGAUUUACGUUCUCGUCCUGUCCUCUGAUGCGCCAUAUUAAUUUAAGCAAUUGUACAUAUUGUAUUCCGUGAAAAUUGUUACAUCUGCGUCAAUAAAGUGCCAAAGAAAA
Molecule: messenger RNA, 3618 nt
Organism: Hylaeus anthracinus
Lineage: Eukaryota; Metazoa; Arthropoda; Insecta; Hymenoptera; Colletidae
Gene: conu
Product: rho GTPase-activating protein conundrum
Exons: 10
Coding region: 576-2504 (642 amino acids)
Biological process (GO): signal transduction; regulation of small GTPase mediated signal transduction; regulation of actin filament polymerization
Cellular component (GO): cytoplasm
Molecular function (GO): GTPase activator activity
Source: RefSeq, a predicted model, not a curated record